AGCUAUUCUCGGUCGAUUCCCCGAACAGGUCGCGGCACUUUUUGGAUAGCUGAAAAUUUUUCGCCCCGGAAUCUACACACAUACCGUGUAAUAGUGUAGUAGCAGCAGCAGCAGCAAUUCAGCAGCUCCAUUAUCUCCGAAGCUAGUUAGUCAAUCGCUUGGCGGAUAUCUCGUGAGUGUUUCGCGAACCAAUUCCGGUCGAUUUCGGGUUUGCGAUUAGUGCGGGCUCGCUGAUUUAGUCGAUUAUUUGAACCAGCAGGGUUUUUUUUUCGGUGUGCCUCUUCAGUCGAGGAGCAGCAGCAGCCUAGGCCUGAACCAGGCGGCAACGUACGGGCACCAAUUUAGUAGGUAGUUCGUAUUGCGUUGAACGUUCUUUGUGUGGUGAAAAGCCUCUCGUGUCGUGCCCCUCUCGCCGUCACUCGUCCCUCGUUCGUUCCUCUUCGUGUUGUAACGGGCUGAGUGAGACCUGCUGAGCUUAAAAUCUCGAAAGCGCGGAGCAGAGGAAGCGAAAGUUUGACAAGGAAAUGUGUGAUUAUAAAAAUGUCCUUUAAAUAAGGAUCACUUUAACAGUGAGUGCUCGAAAGUAAAAGAGCUAGUGAAACUCAACCUACUGUACGUUGAAAAUUUCAACAGUUCGGUCCGUAAAAAAGUGAUUGAAAGUGUUCAUUUGAUGAGCAAAAGUAUUGCUCUAAUUAGGUAACUCCGGUAGAAAGUUGAAAAAAAUAUCACUACUGCCCCUCCAGAGAAAAAAAAUAGUUUCGAUCCAUUCCAGUGAAUCACAAAUGCUCAAUUCCCGCAACAAGUUUUAAUUGGAAGAAGUUUUCCGUGAAUGAAAGCAUUCGAUCCCGAUCAAUCGGCCGUGUAGAUAGUGAGUGUGGUUUUGAAGUUUCAACUUCUGCUAACAAGUGUACAUCUCAUCUCAUCUCAUCUGUUUCGAGUGCAUCUGCCUUGCACAGUUUGAAAUCACCGAAGCCAAUUUUUGGUUUUUCAUCUAAGCACCGGAGCAUCGGACGACUUUAAAUCAAACGGAUAUGGGCUGUUUAGGUAGUAAGGACCGUCUCUCGAAAGAGGACAUGGACUUUCUCAAAUCACACACCCGCUACGACGAGUCCACAAUCAAAGAAUGGUACAAAGGGUUCAAGCAAGAUUGUCCAAACGGCAAACUGACGCCGGCCAAGUUCGUAGAUAUGUACAAAAUGUUCUUCCCGUCUGGCAAUGCCGAAGAAUUUUGCGACCACGUUUUCCGGACGUUUGACAUGGACAAAAAUGGUUAUAUUGAUUUUAAGGAAUUUCUGUUAGCAAUCGAUGUCACAUCCAGCGGAACACCGGAGGAGAAGCUAAAGUGGGCGUUUAGGAUGUACGACGUGGACGGCAAUGGCGUCAUAGACAUUCAGGAAAUGACCAAAAUAGUUCAGGCGAUAUACGACAUGCUCGGUGCCUGCUCCUCGAACAAACCGGCCGACUCGGCGGAGGAGCGCGCGAAAAACAUCUUCGCCAAGAUGGACGAAAACAAUGACGGGCAGCUGACGCAGGACGAGUUCCUCAAGGGUUGCCUGCAGGACGAGGAACUGUCGAAGAUGUUGGCACCCUAAUCAGGUUAAGGCAGGAAAGUUUAAAGUAUGAAAAAGUAAGAAAUUUAAAAAAAAAAACAAACCAAAAGUGGAAUGAGACUAGUCGAGACGGAAGAUACAAGUACUAUAACGAUAAAAAAAAACAAAA
This is a messenger RNA of Uranotaenia lowii, 1719 nucleotides long. Its product is annotated as neuronal calcium sensor 2. The transcript has 6 exons. Gene Ontology annotation, molecular function: calcium ion binding. Lineage: Eukaryota; Metazoa; Arthropoda; Insecta; Diptera; Culicidae. The record is from RefSeq and is a predicted model, not a curated record. The coding region runs from base 1032 to 1592 and encodes 186 amino acids.